AUGAUGCAUUUAGAAAAUUAAUAGAUUAAGAAGGAUGAUUAAAUUAUUCAAAUAUAAACUUAAAUCGAUUAAAAAAGAUUUUGUAAUUAUGGAAAAGACAUUAAGUAGAUUAAAAUAAUGAAAUAUAAAUAGCCCUUUUACAAGAUAUUAAAGGGGAAGUUAUUGAAUAUAAAACCAUUAUUAAAAAUAAUAUAAAAAAUGACUGAAAUAAAAAAAUUAUAUUGUAGAUUCGUGACUGGAAUGACAGUUGAUUUAGAUAUUAGGGCAGAAACUAAAACAGUGUUAUAACUUAAGCAAUAGCUCUGUGAAGUUAUUAAUUUAACACCUGAUAGAUUAUAUAUAGGAUUUGAGACCACUUUACUUGAAGAUAAUGAGUAUUUAGGUACUAAAAUUACAGAUUGUGAUACUGUACAUGUAAUAACAUCCCAGUUAACAGAAAAAAUAGCAUACAAAAAAAAGUGA
Paramecium sonneborni is the source of this 462-nucleotide messenger RNA. The record is from the annotation of a GenBank genome assembly. NCBI's taxonomy places the organism in Eukaryota, Ciliophora, Oligohymenophorea, Peniculida, Parameciidae.